Anopheles coustani is the source of this 2641-nucleotide messenger RNA. Its product is annotated as zinc finger protein 879-like. Gene Ontology annotation, cellular component: nucleus. Lineage: Eukaryota; Metazoa; Arthropoda; Insecta; Diptera; Culicidae. Gene Ontology annotation, molecular function: RNA polymerase II transcription regulatory region sequence-specific DNA binding; DNA-binding transcription factor activity, RNA polymerase II-specific; zinc ion binding. The record is from RefSeq and is a predicted model, not a curated record. Gene Ontology annotation, biological process: regulation of transcription by RNA polymerase II. The coding region runs from base 180 to 2369 and encodes 729 amino acids. The transcript is spliced from 3 exons.
CAUGUGCAGCUUCGUUUUGUCCCUCUAGUGUAGCAAAAGCGAAAAAAAGCGGAGUGGAUAUAUUUUUCCAUCAUUUUCCACCUGAUGAUGAUGUGUGCCGUAAAUGGGUUGCAUUUUGUAAUAACGAUAGUGAUUGGGAACCAAAAAAACACUCUGCACUCUGUUCGUUACAUUUCAAAAUGGAAGAUUAUCAACUUUACAACUCUUUAUUUGUGAAGGGAAGCAAAAAUCCGCGAAGAUUGAAAUUUGCAGCAGUACCAUCUAUCAAGGAAGAAACUGAUAUAUCUCGACCAGAGGCUGACCGUCAUGAAUCCUUCGCCGAUGUAAAUCAUCCACAAGCAAUCAAUGCAUCGCUUCCAAACUACCGCGAACAGUUCUGUCGAACAUGUUUGAAGCACUGCCCAGACGAUUCUUCAAUUCCGGUUGCUUCUCAAAUACAGAACAUGGUAGUGCUCGAUAUGCUUGUACACCUCACGGGGUUCGAAACAGACGAUAGUGAUGAAUUCCCAAGCGUUAUAUGUUUGGAAUGUAAAAAUAAUUUAGUUCAGGCGUUCAACAUACGCCAGGAGUUCAUUGUCAAAGCAGAAUUUUUGGUUCAACUUGUAGCCGAGGAAAAACUUGCUGAUUACUUUCAUACUAUUGAAGAUAAGGCUCAAAAAUCGAUGAAACCCAGAACUUCAAAGAGAUUCAUAUUUACUGACAUAAAUCAAGCAUACAGAAAUCUCUCAAUCGAACCCCUAUUUCCGAUCAAUAAUCCGGCAUCGCGAUGUAGUCCUGGAAUAUUGGACGAAAAUAAUGGGGAAACAAUCAAACAUGAGCUCGAGCAGCACGAGUCAGAUAUAUCCGAUAUAAAUGAUCAUUCAUGCUACGCCAAGGUCGUCGAUGGAAACGAAGAUCCUGCUACAAAUAGCGACUUGGAACAGCAAACUGGUCCAGAUGAACGUACAGUAAAAAUUGAGGACACUUGUACUCGCAGCAACACACCGGACAUUCAGUCAGAUGAAAAUCUAGAACAAAGUGACGCUUGGAAUGAAUUCAUGGUCAACUAUGAAAAGGAAAAAUCUAUGAAACGAAAGCUUAAGUCUGAACAGCGACGAGCGCUUAAGUCUCAGCGAGGUAGACAAGUUAACGUUAAACUGCAACAGUUGGAAGAAGAAGCUCGCCUACUAUUUCCACUUACCACAUGUUACGUUUGCGACAAGCAGCACGAUUCCAUGAUGGAAUGCGAUUUUCACAUGCGAGAACAUAUUCCGAUGCUCCCAUACCAAUGCAAUGAAUGUAUGGUGGAAAAUAACGAAACUGAGGCUACAGAGACUGGCGAAAGUUUUCAACCGCUGGAAUUGAAAACUGUGAAUAAGUUAAAUUUUCAUUUAAGAAUGCAUCGAUUACCACACAAAUGCGACAAAUGCUAUCGGCGGUUCGGCACCAUUACAAGGCUCAAAGGCCACGUGAGCAAUGCACAUGCUUGCGAAGAGACUGGAUUCACUUGCGAAUAUUGCGGAAAGCAUUAUACCCAUAGAGUCUAUUUUAGGUCUCAUGUGGACAGUCAUCGGAACGAACUAAGUGGUCAGUAUAAAUGCUCGAUUUGCGACCGAUCGUUUGGAGCAAAAAAUUCUCUUCAAAGACAUCUAGCAUCCCACACUGGCGAGAAAAAGUAUAAGUGUAUGUACUGUGAUAAAUCGUUCAGCACAUCGUAUAAUCGGCUCAAUCACCAUAGAAUUCACACUGGAGAACGACCUCAUAAGUGCCUUGAGUGUGGUCGAGCAUUUGCUCAAAGUACCGCACUCUUAAAGCAUACGUGCACACCUGGUCAGGUGAGACCUUCGAAAUUACGAAAUGAUUCGGGCCCCCCCCUGCUUCCCAGCAAGGAUGGUCGUUGUCCAUACCCAGGGUGUGACUAUACGGCUACCACAUACGGUGCAAUGUAUGUGCACAAGCGCACGAAACAUACCACUUUGUAUCAAUGCAAAAUAUGCAACAAGUCGUAUGCUUUCGCGAAUCAAUUGAACGCACACUUGAGGCUGCACACGGGCGAAAAACCGUAUCAAUGCAAUUUAUGCGAACGAAGCUUUCGGGAUUUGCAAAUUUAUCGGCGACAUUUAAAAACGCACACCACCGAUACCAGCUUUGCCUGCGAGAUCUGCCAGAAGAGCUUCAAACUGCCGCAAUAUCUGCAGGCACAUAUGCAGACCCAUUCAUCGGAGCGCAAGUUUUCGUGCGAAAUUUGUGGAAAUUGCUACAAAACAAAAGGUGAACUAAAGAAACACAUUCAACGCAAACAUGGUGACGAGAAUAAUGAUAGCAGAAAUGAAGAUGGCAUAAUCAUUAAAGUAGAAUUUUGCGAGGAAGUACCUACAUCUAACGCGUAGAUAUAGCAAGUCCAUAGAUAUAGCUAAUUAUUAUAUAGCCAUAGAUCGUAUAGUCCAUAGAUAUAGCUAAUUAUUUAAAGUUAUUGUAAUUUUUCAUGCUUGUUUUUGUAGUUUCAUAUAAACUUGUAGUAGGUUUACACUCGUUUGACCUUCGACGGUAUGCUUAAUUGUACAGAAAAAUAAGACAUGCUAUUAUACUUCCAGGCUUAAUCUUAAGAUAUCAAAUUAUGUCGAGGAAAAAGUCAAUAAAGAACAAAAUUAUAUGUUAGGAA